This is a messenger RNA of Yamadazyma jaroonii, 2148 nucleotides long. The record is from the annotation of a GenBank genome assembly. Lineage: Eukaryota; Fungi; Ascomycota; Pichiomycetes; Serinales; Debaryomycetaceae.
AUGGCAACUAAGAAGUAUGUUUGUGCAUUCUGUGCGAGAGCUUUUACAAGAUCAGAACAUAAGCAACGUCAUGAAAGGUCACAUACAAAUGAAAAACCUUUCCAAUGUUUACACUGUACAUCAGCUUUCGUUAGAAGAGAUUUAUUACAAAGACACUGUAGAACAGUGCAUAACAUUACAUUGAAUAGUAGUAAUUUCAAAGUUAAGAAAGUUGAUGUUAGUGAUUUAACUGAUGGUGAAGGGGUUUCCCAAGAUAUUAAAGUUAAUGUUUCAAAAGAAGAAAUACCUUCAAAAACUGUUGAUGAUGAUAUGAUUUAUGAUAAGAAAGAUUUUAAAGACAAUCUUAUCAAUUUACUUUCAAUAUCUAAGAAACUUUAUAAUGUACUUAUUGAAAUUGAUCAAGAUUUUAAGAAAUUUAGAGAAGACGAUAUCAAUAACAAUUUUUUGGUAGGAUUUAUUGAACUAUCAAACUUAGAUGAAUUUCCUAUUAUUGAUGAUAUCUUAAAGAAUUUAGUUAUUUAUUUGAAUUCUAAUAAUGAUGAUUUGAAUAAUUAUAAGUUAGUAUUGAUUUAUGUUAUAUUAUCGAUUGGUUUUUUCAAGAAUAAUGAUAUUAAUAAUUCUAUUGAUUUGUUUAAUAAAGCAUGGAAUUUAUUGAUCUUAAAAUUGAUCCCUAUUAAUUCAAAUUCAACCGAUUCUAUUAAUUUGAAUUCAAAUAUCAUCAACCAAUUAGAAAUUUUAACCAAUCUUUUUAUCAUAAAUCAUGUUUAUUUGAAUUAUAACUUUGAACAUUUCAAAACCAUUAAGAAUUUGAAUCUGGAUUUGAUUUUCAAUUACUUGAAUGAUAUUUCUUAUAUAAUCUUAAACAAUUUGAAUAACGAAAACAACUUCGAUCUUAAAUUGAUAUUCAAUAAUAAUUUAAAGUUAUUUUGGUCAGUGUAUAUCCUUUUACUGAAUUAUUAUAUUAAUAAAUUACCUCCAAAGAUUUAUCCUUUGAUGAUAAAUAAUUUAUUGGCCAAUAAUAAUAGUUUGAAAAAGACCCUUUUGAAUUUUUCAAAAUCUAUUUUGAUCAUAAAUUCUGAUUUUAUUAAGAAGAUCUUGAUAAUUUCAUUGAUUAAUGAAAUUAAUUAUUUCAAGAAUUUCAAUAAAUUAUUGAUUUUUGAUCUGAAGAAUUAUCUCCAUAAUGCAAUUAUUCUUAUUAACAAAUCGUUUAUUAAGUCAUCAUUCCUGGAAAUGAAUGACGGUGAACCUUUGCAAGAAAAUGAAAUAUUCAAGAUAUUUAAAAAGAAGCUUACUAUCAAUUGUCCAGUGAAAUUUAAUGAUUUAUUGAAUUAUUAUAUCUUUUUACCUUACAGGAAGUUUCAAUGGGAUUUGUUGAAUAUUUCAUUGAAAGAAUUUAAUUUGAUAUUUAGUAAUUUCAAUUUCCAUUUAUUCAUUAAUAAUAACUUAUCAAUUGAUCAUAUUAACUUCAAAAGCAAUUUGAUCAAUUUCCAUGAUUUAAGAAUAAAUUUAAAUGACAUUAAUAACAAUUUAGGUAUAAUAAGUUUCCCAUUAAUCUUCCUUAGUAAGUUUUUGAAUAAGAACUUUAAGUUCUUAGAUAUCGAAACAUUUUCGAAUUUUGAAAAAAUUAAUAUUUAUUAUCUUUUGAUUGAAUGGUUCUUGACCAUUCAUAAAAUCCUUAUAAAUCUAUUUAAUGAUAAAACUUUCGAUUUCAAUGACAAUUAUAUUUUACAAUGUAUUUUGUACCUUUUAAAUAAUGAAAAUAAUGAUUUCAAGAUUAAUAAUAAUUAUUGGAACUUUGAAAUUUUGAAUAAUUUGAAUGAAGUUUUGAAUAGUUGGUUACAAUUUUUGAAAUUAAAUGAAUUCAAUGAGUUCAAUAAUAACCUUUUAUUCUUUGUGAAGAACUUGAAUAAUAAUUUAAUUGAUCAAAAUGAUUAUCAAAAGAAAUUAUCUGUGAGUUCUAAUUCUUCUAACAAUUCAUUGCCUAUACCCAAUUAUCAAUAUUUACCCAUGUAUAAUCAACAUUCACCUAACUUCAAUUCCCCCACUUAUAUCAAUUCAAUUCCUCCAAUAAAUUUAAAUCCCGUGAGUUUAGGUAAAAAAGAUGUGGUUUUACCUCCAAUUCUUUCUCCAGUAAAUAAGAUUCAAUGA